Molecule: messenger RNA, 849 nt
Organism: Aedes aegypti (yellow fever mosquito)
Lineage: Eukaryota; Metazoa; Arthropoda; Insecta; Diptera; Culicidae
Exons: 4
Coding region: 276-800 (174 amino acids)
Source: RefSeq, a predicted model, not a curated record
CGCACACCCACCGAUCAACCUCUCCCCCGGACCGAGAUUCGCUGCAAGUUGGGUCUGGCUGGUCCAUUGGGGGAGCCAGUUUUUUCCUGAACUCCGGGGAGGGCAGCAACCAACGGCAGCAGAAGCCCUCUCGAUCGAUUCUACAGAAAUCGCCACUUCUUAGUGUUUGAUUGUGCGGGCUCGCGUUAACAAGUGUACCCGAAGAUAGUGCUUAUCGAUCGUCGCGACAAACCAGUUUCUGUGAGAAUUUUCUGGUGACAAUAAUCAAAAUUGAAAUGGAACGAUCGCUGUUGAGUCUAUCGCUGGCGAUUGUUUUGGUGCUUCCGGUGGCUUGGAAUUACCCACUGGGGAAGAAUGUGUUUGCCUCGCAGAACGGUGAAGAAUCAGUGUUCAGGGACAAGGCUUUCGACGAGGAGAUUCGCAAAGUGACAUGGGUUGGAGACAAACCUGUCCAUGCACUUGAAUCGUAUGACAACCCUCCCGAUAUUGACAACGCCGCUCGUGAGAAAGACAACUUCCCAUCGAACAUUUUCAGCAAAUUUGACAAUACGCAGAAGAAAGUGAAGGAUUGGUUCGAUACCCCACCGCUAAUCGACACCAUCAAAGAAUCGGACAAGUACGGCAACGAAGGCGAUCAGUUUUACUUCAUUACCCGACCGCUGGUCAAACUCACCGAAACGGUAUCAAAUACGAUCAACAAGGCCAUCGCGGCCCCUACGCAAAUCUAUCGAUCGGCGAAAAAGAUCGUGUCCGAUAAACUGAACGAUGUCGGCGCUGGAUUAGUCGGUUUGAGAAGAUAGUUCUCUAAGUUGUGAUAUGUGUGUAAAUAAAUCUUAGCCAUUCAUGUUA